CCUUUUUUGGUUCUUGUAACGAAGCGGCUCUUUCCCACAGCACAAUUCCCGAUUGCGAGAGAUUGCGAGAGACGAAGAAGUAGAAACCUCAACCAAGCAAUUGAUCGAUCGACUGACCUAGCAACCAUGAGAUUGUCGAAUGCCUUGCAUGCUGUGUUGGCGGCUGCUUGUAUGGGUCCGACAGCGGGGAUUCAUGCGUUUGAGCCGAAACUAGGGGAAGAAGCGCGAAAGUUGCAGCAGCAAGAAGAUAUCUUGGAUUACAGUCCUUUGACACAAGUGACAGAUCAAGCGGCCCUCGAUUUGGAUCUGCUUACCAUGGAAAACUUGUUGAAUCUACAAACACCAGAGUCCAUGGCUCAAGCACAAGCAGUCUAUGAAGAAGGUGCAUUCACGCAAAACUACGCUGUCUUGACAUUGACUAGUCCCGUGGGCGACGGGGUCGACCUGCCGAAGGGAAUGUCUGUUUCUGGACCUGCCUUUGUCAAUCCCGCUGUUCAGGCUCGUGGGUUUCUCAUGGAGGACCUUCAAGCCGGCGCCACGGAAGUGUUGGUUGCGUACGCAACAAGUGCUUCUCAACGAUCCUACGUAGGAUGCCAAGUGGGUGCUAGCCCAGAUCCCACUCUUGAUGAAUGUUUCGGGGGACAGGGCAUUAUGAGCAUCGGUGGCCCUGAUGAUCCCGUUAUCUACAACUUGGACUACACGUAUAAUGCCCUCAGCGAUAACAAGAAUGGACGCAGCCUUCAGAGCAUUAGCACGAACGCACGAGAUACGAUGUACAACUGCGAUAACUGCCCGUAUGGCACGUACGAAAAGUUCUUCAACUACUACAGCAGCUUUGACUACGGGAACGAAAUGAUCAUGGCAGCCUUCACCGGUGGAUCCACGAAUUUUGCCAAUGGUAAUCUCAACUUUGGAAACUUUGAGUCCACAACAUCUGACGGUGUUGUAGAGUUUGUCCACAAGGGAAGCGUGUUCUUGAAUGUUUUCAUGCAAGUGAUCAAGUCAAUGGAGGAUGCUUGUUACGACUGCGAUGCUGGGUGCCCCGUUACUGGCUGUGGCGAUGACAAUACGAAUCCGUGGGACAAGGCAGUGGCGUACUUUGUAGGAUCCAUGGCCAAGGUAACCGACGGUGACGAAGGAGACUUCCUGUACAACAUUGCAAACAAACGGUGCCGUAGCUUUGGAACUUGCGAGGGUGGCAGCUCCAAGGCUAGUGACGAUAUUAUGGCAGAGUUCCUGACAGGACAACGGCAAUUGCUCGUGGGAAACUGCGCCGCUGCCAGAACAUCCAAAGAUCGCAUUUCCAACCUCAUGGCUGUUCCAUUGAUUCAAGGAACUUUGCGUUUUGCAUAUCUGAAAGAUGUUCAAGACGUCACCGACGAGAGGGCCAAUGCCUUGGGGGCAGUCUAUGCUUCUGGUGUCCUUCCUCUUGUCCACGCAUGUAGCCCGGUCGAUGCUCAGGUCAUCUACAGCAACAUGAUGCUUGGAGCGUUGCUUUCACCCCGAUUUGAGGAGGUCAAGUCUGCCUUUGAGAGAAACUACCGGUGCUUGGGUUUGACUUGUGCCGAUAUUGGCGGUCUCGUCCUUGCUAGUUCAGGCGACUCCACCAGCUCUAUUCGAAACUUCGUCUCAGGAGGUGAGCCAUGUGUUGAUAGCGAAAUCCUUGCUAACGAAGGUACCACCACGCAACCAGCUAUCGAAACCGAAACCACGCAGCCGGCUGUCGAAUCCGAAACCAUGCAACCUGCUGCGGAGUCCAAUACCACGCAGCCUGCUGCUGAGUCGAACGCCACGCAACCGGUUGUCACUUCUGAAACAACGCAACCUGCAAUUGUUGAAACUGCUGCACCGACGACUCUUGUUGUCAACUUGACGACUUCUGAGACUCAAGUCACAGUUACAACCACGCAGACGAAUGUGACUGUCACCACCACGCAAACUGAUGUGACCAUCUCGUCGGGGGAACCCGAGUCGACUGUAGAUUCAGUGACUGUGUGUCCUCCCUGCAGCGCGGCAUUUGGUGGGGACAGCAGCAUUUCGGCUACAAAGACAGUCGAGGAAUGCCCAGGACUUGUGAAGGAUCAAAUUCAGAAUAUCCCACCAAGCUGUGACUGUGCCUGUUUCGUGAACUCCAACUUUGCCUUUUGCGCAACCCCAGAUAUCAUCUACAGUGGAAGUGGCUCUCUUGUGGGUCCCUGUGAAGUUGGAUCAGUGGGCGGAGCCAUGGAAGAAGAAGAAUCAGAGAAACCAGAAGAGACGGCACAGACUGGUACGGGAGUUUUCACAGGACCCGCGACAGAGGAGUACCCUGAAGAAGAAGAAAAACCCAAGCCCGACCGAGAGGAUGACGAGGAAGAAACAGAAGAAGAAGACACCGCUGGCAUAGCCCGUCCCAGUAGUGGUGGAGGUUCAGAUGGAGGCCCAAGCGAAGAGGAGGAAGCCUUGCGGGCGACCAAUGCAACAUCCGUCAACGAGGAAGAAGAUGAGCUCAAUCAGGAUGGGGAAAUUGAAGUCAACGAAGACCGUCCUACUUUUGUGUUUGCCAAUUCGGCAACUUCUGGUGCAUCCUCAACGUCCACGACCCUCCUCAGUGGUUUCGCUGCUGCCUGUUUGUUCUUGUAUGCGACUGUUUCUGCUGUCUAAGUUAAGUUGGAAGCAACGGAGCAGAGUUGGAGACUGACUCACACGUACUUCGGCCGUCAAGUGAUCUGUCCAUAGGCGCUACGCUUGCCCCGUAGAUAACUCCCACUAAAUAUUAACUUGUACAUUUGAAUAG
Seminavis robusta is the source of this 2776-nucleotide messenger RNA. The record is from the annotation of a GenBank genome assembly. Lineage: Eukaryota; Bacillariophyta; Bacillariophyceae; Naviculales; Naviculaceae.